This is a messenger RNA of Silurus meridionalis, 1391 nucleotides long. RefSeq names its product aspartylglucosaminidase (gene aga). Gene Ontology annotation, molecular function: N4-(beta-N-acetylglucosaminyl)-L-asparaginase activity. The coding region runs from base 129 to 1184 and encodes 351 amino acids. Gene Ontology annotation, biological process: protein deglycosylation. The transcript is spliced from 9 exons. NCBI's taxonomy places the organism in Eukaryota, Metazoa, Chordata, Actinopteri, Siluriformes, Siluridae. Gene Ontology annotation, cellular component: lysosome. The record is from RefSeq and is a predicted model, not a curated record.
GAAGUAUUUCCGACAUGUUGUGAUGCGAUUUAUUUAAACAGUAUUAGAGGGCUGCGUUCCAAGAAGGCGGUCACGUGACUGAGUCAUGUGACAGAGGCGGGUUGUGAGGACACGAUGGAGAAGUGCUGAUGUUUAUAACUCGGGUAGAGAAGUUCAGGAUUUCCGCCAUGAUUCAAACACUUUUACACGCGUUUCUAGUUUCUUUCCUCGCCGCAGACGGAACGAUUUUACCGCUGGUGAUAAACACGUGGGGCUUCGAGAACGCAACCGUCACAGCGUGGUAUGCCCUGCAGGCAGGUGCAUCUCCUCUGGACGCCGUACAGAAAGGAUGUAGUGUGUGUGAAGAGGAGCAGUGUGACGGCAGCGUGGGUUACGGUGGACAUCCUGAUGAAACAGGAGAAACCACACUGGAUGCUCUCAUCAUGAACGGUGAUACGAUGGAGGUGGGAGCAGUGGGAGAUCUGAGGAGGGUGAAGAACGCAGUGGGCGUGGCCAGAGCCGUGAUGGAACACACACAGCACACCUUUUUAGUGGGAGAAUCAGCUUCAGCGUUUGCUCAGGACAUGGGCUUCAAAUCUGAAAGUUUGUCCACUAACGAUUCGAUGAAGACUUUCACACAGUGGCUGAGUCAGAAAUGUCAACCCAACUACAGGAAGAAUGUUUUUCCGGAUCCUUCUGGGACGUGUGGUCCGUACAAACCCCGAGCAGGAGUGAAGCCGAGGCAGAAGCGUGGAUUCCUGAACCUUCGCUCCCACGACACCAUCGGUAUGAUUGUGAUUGGACAAAGCGGUCAGCUGGCUGCUGCAACGUCUACCAACGGAGCGUCCUAUAAAGUUCCAGGCCGUGUCGGAGAUUCUCCAAUAGCAGGAGCCGGAGCGUAUGCAGACAGUUCAGUAGGGGGCGCUGCAGCGACAGGGGACGGUGACCUCAUGAUGCGUUUCCUGCCCAGUUUUUUAGCGGUGGAGUUGAUGAGGUCAGGAACCGAGCCCACCGCCGCCUGUCAAACCGCCAUCUACAGGAUCAAGAAACAUUACCCAGAAGCCUUUGGGGCAAUCAUCUGUGCCAACAACACGGGUGGAUUCGGUGCAGCAUGUAAUAAAAUCUCCGGCUUCACACAGUUUCCCUUCACCGUGUUUAAUCCACAGAGCAACAAAGCACAAGUACACAAAGUCGACUGUGUUUAACACUGAUUUUACACACACACACACACACACACACACACACACACACAAUUACAAAAUGUUAAUAUUUGAAUAUAAUUUUUUUUCAGACUGAGUGGAAAAUGUGUUUAUUUCAGGAAUAUAAAUGUAAAAAUGUUUCAGUGAAAUUUCAGUGAUUUUUCUAAACAAAGAGAAACAUUUUAUGAAUGAAGUUAAAAUCAGUUGAAUUUA